Molecule: messenger RNA, 264 nt
Organism: Didymodactylos carnosus
Lineage: Eukaryota; Metazoa; Rotifera; Eurotatoria; Philodinida; Philodinidae
Source: the annotation of a GenBank genome assembly
AUGAAGCAUACGGAAUACACCCAAAAUAUAUGUAUGAUUCACCUAUGGGAUAUACAGGGUCAAUCAAAUCAAAUCAUGGCCACUGCUGCGGUCGAAGUAUUGAAAAGAGCUGUUGAUAUCGCUACAAUUCCAGCUGAUAUCAUUGCAAAGCAAAUGUUUCCAAAAGUGCUACCCGAAAAUCAAUGGUAUGAACACGUGAAAGAAUUUUUGACAAAAAUUCCGAUGUUGGCUACAUCAUGGUUGAAACAUCGGCCGAAGAUAUGA